CACUGGUCACAUGACUCGCUGUGUUGCUAAUAAGGAAAAAAUGGCGGCCCACCUUUCUUACGGUAGAGUCAAUUUAAACAUUUUGAGAGAAGCAGCUCGAAAAGAGCUUCGAGAGUUUCUGGAUAAAUGCGCAGGAAGCAAGGCCAUUGUCUGGGAUGAAUAUCUGACUGGACCUUUUGGACUCAUAGCUCAGUACUCUCUCCUGAAGGAACAUGAAGUGGAAAAGAUGUUCACCCUCAAGAGCGGCAGGCUCCCCCCUGCUGACGUCAAAAACAUCAUCUUCUUUGUGCGUCCCCGACUGGAGCUUAUGGACAUCAUCGCUGAGAACGUAUUCAGCGAGGAUAAGCUGCAUUCGUCACGGGACUUCCACAUUUUAUUCGUGCCUCGGAGGAGUAUGCUGUGUGAGCAGCGGCUGAAGGAGCAGGGAGUGCUGGGCUCCUUCAUCAACAUCGAUGAGUAUAUCCUGGACUUGAUUCCGUAUGAUGGUGACCUGCUCUCCAUGGAGUAUGAAAGUGCUUUCAGGGAGUGCUACCUGGAAAAUGACCAAACAAGUCUUUACCACACAGCCAAAGGCCUCAUGACCUUACAGGCACUGUAUGGCACCAUUCCUCAGAUAUAUGGGAAAGGAGACUGUGCACGGCAUGUUGCCAACAUGAUGCUGAGGAUGAAGAGGGAGUUCGCAGGCAGUCAGAAUCAGAUCCUUCCCGUGUUCGACACCCUGCUCCUCCUGGACCGUAAUGUUGAUCUGCUCACGCCUGUGGCCACACAGCUCACCUAUGAGGGUCUCAUUGACGAGAUCUAUGGAAUCACAAAUGGUUAUGUAAAGUUGCCCCCUGAGAAGUUUGCGCAGAAGAAGCAAGGUGAGGCGAGUAAAGAUUUACCCACCGAGCCCAAGAAGUUACAACUCAACUCAGCAGAGGAACUCUACGCAGAAAUCCGGGACAAGAACUUUAAUGCUGUUGGAGCAGCACUCAGCAAGAAGGCCAAAAUCAUUUCGGCUGCCUUUGAGGAACGCCAUAAUGCCAAAACAGUGGGAGAGAUAAAGCAGUUUGUCUCUCAGCUGCCUCAUAUGCAGGCAGCACGAAGCUCACUGGCUAACCACACUUCUAUAGCAGAGCUGAUCAAGGACAUCACCACUUCAGAGGCCUUCUUUGACAAUCUAACAGUGGAGCAGGAGUUUAUGACUGGAGUCGACACAGACAAGGUGAACAUAUAUAUAGAAGACUGCAUUGCUCAAAAGGAUCCACUGAUCAAGAUCCUGCGCCUGGUGUGUAUGCAGUCCGUGUGCAACAAUGGCCUGAAGCAGAAGGUGUUGGACUACUACAAGAGGGAGAUUCUACAGACCUAUGGUUACGAACACAUCCUGACACUGAACAAUCUAGAGAAGGGGGGUCUUCUGAAGCCCCAGACCAACUCAAGGAAUAACUACCCCACUAUUCGGAAAACCCUUAAACUGUGGAUGGAGGAUGCUAAUGAACAGAACCCCAAUGACAUUUCCUAUGUGUACAGCGGCUACGCUCCAUUGAGCAUCCGACUGACCCAGGUACUGGCCAGGCCCGGGUGGCGUAGCAUUGAAGAAGUGCUGAAAAUACUUCCCGGUCCGCACUUUGAGGAAAGACAACAGCUGCCUGCUGGUCUUCAUAAGAAACGCCAGCAGGGGGAGAAUAGGACAACGCUGGUGUUCUUCCUUGGCGGAGUGACGUAUGCCGAAAUAGCCGCUCUGCGUUUCCUCUCUCAAAUGGAAGACAGCGGGAUGGAAUACAUUAUAGCCACCACAAAACUGUUAAAUGGAACGACUUGGAUCAAAUCCCUCAUGGAUCGGCCUGAAUCUCAGAGCCCCUGAGUCCCCUGCAUGUACACCUGGCCACAUCAAACACCCCACCCAUCAGAAAACUCUCAGCUGUUGUUUUUAUCUCUGUAUCAGUGCACUGCAGGUGUUUCACUGAUGUCUGCUGAAUCAACAACCACUGGCUCUUUACAGGUGCCCUGUGGAGUUAUGUUUACGUUCAGUGUUACUGACUAAAAAACAUCGUUUGUAACUUUGAGGCCUGGUAAACAUGCUGAUUGCAAUUCCUUGCUGUGCUUUGCUUCUUUUUCUACCAUCUUAAAUCUUUCCAUGUUCCACAAAUGUCUCUUGCUUUACUUAGCUUCUUUGUUUUUUAGCCCCACCGACUGUUACUCAGUGGAAUAAUGAGAAAUUAACAGCUGCAAUGUGUAUUUUGUCCUCUGCAAUGUCAUGCAUGUCCCUGAUUCAAUCAAACUGUUAACCCACUUGUAGCCAAAUUGCUCCAUCGCACUUUUACUGGACACAAACUCCACAGGGUACCAUCAUUUUUUUUACUAAUUCCUGAUUUGCAGCCAGAUAAAAUGCUAUUCAAAGCUGGUUAAGCACUGUUUGUUGCCUCCUGGUUAUCUAAUAUGGAGCUAUUGUAUAUAUGUAUGUAUGAUUAAAAUCUUCUCAUGUACAAAAUGAUUAAAGUUGCACAUUGA
This is a messenger RNA of Pleuronectes platessa (European plaice), 2490 nucleotides long. RefSeq names its product VPS33A core subunit of CORVET and HOPS complexes (gene vps33a). Gene Ontology annotation, biological process: vesicle-mediated transport; intracellular protein transport. The coding region runs from base 11 to 1843 and encodes 610 amino acids. The transcript is spliced from 13 exons. Gene Ontology annotation, cellular component: lysosome; CORVET complex. The record is from RefSeq and is a predicted model, not a curated record. Lineage: Eukaryota; Metazoa; Chordata; Actinopteri; Pleuronectiformes; Pleuronectidae.